Pelobates cultripes (western spadefoot toad) is the source of this 366-nucleotide messenger RNA. NCBI's taxonomy places the organism in Eukaryota, Metazoa, Chordata, Amphibia, Anura, Pelobatidae. The record is from the annotation of a GenBank genome assembly.
AUGUUCACCCUCGGUAAGGAUAUCCACCACCUGGGCUCUAGAGUACAAAUACUGGAGGAUGAGAGGGAGUCUUCGACCUCACACCUGCAAACCCCUGCAAGACCAAGAGGACACAAAGACACUAAACAUUACGUGCACAGGAGAUUAAAUGACCUAGAUAAUAGCUUGUGGAGAAAUAAUUUGAGGACCGAGGACCUUCCUGAACCCUCAGAUAACACCAAGGCAGACCUCUCCACUCUUUUGCUGUCUCUGUUUAAUAUCCUGCUGGGCCACCCCGAAGACACCCCAAUUAAAUCCGACAGAACACACAAAGCAUUAGGACUGAAGGACUCCCAGUGUGAUAAUUUCUUGGCAUCUCCCAGCUGA